This is a messenger RNA of Cornus florida, 1952 nucleotides long. RefSeq names its product putative E3 ubiquitin-protein ligase XBAT31. The record is from RefSeq and is a predicted model, not a curated record. Bases 229 to 1560 code for a protein of 443 amino acids. The transcript has 8 exons. Lineage: Eukaryota; Viridiplantae; Streptophyta; Magnoliopsida; Cornales; Cornaceae. Gene Ontology annotation, molecular function: protein binding.
GCUCUCCAACACCCCCCUCUCUCUUCUCUCUCUUACUCUCUCUCUCUCUCUAACUAUUUAUAGACUAAUUAAAUGUUAAACUUUACUCCUACCAUUGAACCAUCUAAGCCGCCACCACCACCACCUCCUCUGGCGAUGGUGGCGCAUGGUUAAGGUCGAGCUCCUCCGGUGGACUAUAACUUUUCACACCGAUAUAUAUACACACAUAUAUAGAAAGGAAGAGAGAAAAUGGGUCAAGGACUUAGUUGCAAAACUAGCCAUGAACAUGGCCUAUUCACAGCUGUCCAGUUUGGGGACUUGGACACUGUCGACACUCUGUUGGAGAGAGACCCGACUCUCAUCCACCAGACCACAGUGUACGAUCGCCACUCUGCUCUGCACAUAGCGGCUGCUAAUGGCCAGAUCGAGCUUGUUUCUCUCCUUUUGGAUCGAUCUGUUAAUCCGGAUUUGUUGAAUCGUCAUAAGCAGACUCCGCUGAUGUUGGCUGCAAUGCAUGGUAAGAUCUCUUGUGUGCAGAAGUUCAUUGAAGCUGGGGCAAAUAUUUUGAUGUUUGAUUCACUCCACGGAAGAACCUGUUUGCACUAUGCUGCUUACUAUGGCCAUUCCGAUUGUCUACAAGCAAUUCUCUCUGCUGCUAAAACUUCUCAUGUUGCUGCUUCUUGGGGAUUUGCUCGGUUUGUAAAUAUUAGAGAUGGUAAAGGAGCAACCCCGCUGCACUUGGCGGCCCGUCAAAGACGGCCUGAAUGUGUCCAUGACCUAUUAGACAAUGGAGCUCUUGUUUGUGCUUCUACUGGAAAUUAUGGCUUCCCAGGAAGCACUCCACUUCACUUGGCUGCUAGAGGGGGUUCUCUAGAAUGCAUUCGUGAAUUGUUGGCAUGGGGAGCGGAUCGAGUUCAAAGAGAUUCAUCAGGGAGAAUGCCAUACACUGUUGCUCAAAAGCACAAGCACGGAGCAUGUGCAGCGUUGCUGAAUCCUACAUCAGCAGAGCCUCUUGUAUGGCCAUCACCGUUAAAAUUCAUAAGUGAACUUAAUGCAGAGGCCAAAGCUUUGUUAGAAAGAGCCCUAAUGGAAGCUAACAAGGAGAGGGAGAAGAACAUCUUGAAGGGGACAGCUUACUUGGUUCCAUCUCCGUCACAUUCCAAUUCAGGGUUUGAUGAUGACAUUUCUGAGACCAGUGACACAGAGCUAUGCUGCAUAUGCUUUGAUCAAGUAUGCACAAUUGAAGUCCAAGACUGUGGCCACCAGAUGUGUGCACAAUGCACGCUAGCAUUAUGCUGCCAUAACAAGCCUAAUCCAACAACAGCCUGCCUCACUCCACCAGUCUGCCCAUUUUGCCGAAGCAGCAUUGCCCAACUAGUGGUUGCCAAGAUUAAGAUUGAUGAUAACACCACUGAUUUCGACUUCGACUCCUCAAAGCUAAAAAAGUCAAGGAGGUCCAAGAACUUCAGCGAGGGCAGCAGCAGCUUCAAGGGCUUAUCAGCAGUGGGAUCAUUUGGUAAAAUGGGAGCCCGUGGCUCGGGUAGGAUUGCUGCUGAAAAUGAGUGGGUUGACAAGCCUUGAUACUCGGAUGAAAUUUGGUAUCAAGAAUUCGAUUUGGCGAUCCACGAUACGCCAAGGGUCCGGACGGUCCCCGACCCAAUUGAGUAUAUAUAGAAAUGAUAGAAAUGUCUCUAUCUUGGCUUGUAGAUUUGGGAAAUAAGCAAAGAAGUGAUUUGCAGGUUUGGGUUGGUGAGCUUAUAAUUUGUUGAAUGGGUCAGUCAUAUUUGUUGUAAUAUUUGUUUACUUUAGCUUGAAGAAGCAUUGGGUCCUAUUAGUUUCCUGAAUAGAAAAAGAAAAAAAAAAAAAAAAGAGAAUUCUAUUCUUUCUAUUUACUCUUACUUUUCAAACUAUAAUUCAACAUUCUGUAAUGUCUGCUUGUUAAACAGAGUCAACCAAACGCAGUUUUGUUUUGA